Messenger RNA from Rhodofomes roseus, 1395 nucleotides. RefSeq names its product DNA glycosylase. Bases 17 to 1039 code for a protein of 340 amino acids. The transcript has 4 exons. Gene Ontology annotation, cellular component: nucleus. The record is from RefSeq and is a predicted model, not a curated record. Lineage: Eukaryota; Fungi; Basidiomycota; Agaricomycetes; Polyporales; Fomitopsidaceae. Gene Ontology annotation, molecular function: DNA binding; catalytic activity. Gene Ontology annotation, biological process: DNA repair.
GGCGCUUAGUCGUCUCAUGUCAGAACCACACCGUACACAUCGUACCCCCAAGAUCUCUGCACCUCACCCUGUCGUUCGCUCUCCGUAUUUUCAUUGCGGUCCUACGCGUGCGGAGCACUUGGGAACACUACCAGUACUAGAUGCACUGCUGUCCGACUGCGAAUCGGAGGAACGCGAGCCGGACAAGUCUCCUUAUAGAAGAUCUCGUCACUUCUCACCGAAGACUUCAGCCUUGAGGAGCCUCUCUCAGACGCUCCCCGCACCUAGAGCUGGAGAACCAGCGCCAGGGAGUCUGGCUAGCCCCAUUGCAUGCGGAGCUCAGACGGCAUUGCAAACGCACCGUUCCCUGUCGCGAAAUGUAGCGUAUAGCAACUUCUACGACGCAUUCAUGCGAUCAUUCAAUGGCCUGUAUAGGGCGAAGCCGGUCCUUAUACAAGAGCAUGUGGCCGUUGACCCCUGGAAGUUGCUCGUCGCAGUUACGCUUCUGAACAAGACAGCGGGCUCGAACGCAAUCCCCGUAUUCUUUGACUUGAUAGAGGAAUGGACGACCGCUCAUGCCCUCGCUCAAGCCUGUCCGUGUGCGGUGGAAGAGCGCAUCAGGCACCUAGGCUUAGGCAAGUCUCGCACGAAACGUCUCAUAAAGCUGUCCCAGGCAUACUUAGAAUACCCUCCACGACACGGGGUUCUGCGCCCCUCGCGGUGUUACAUCACUGUCCGGACUCGGAUGCGUUCCGCAGACAGCGAGAACAGCGCGCCGCCCAUCAUCCGACGACGUUACCCUCCGACAUGCAUUUCGCAUCUCCCAGGAAGCGGCCCAUAUGCUUUGGAUUCGUAUCGCAUCUUCUGCGGCGGUAGUGGUGAGUGGAAAGAUGUUCGGCCUGCUGAUAAGGAGCUCGCGAAAUAUCUGAAAUGGAAGUGGGCUGUUGCGGAGUUCCGUCGGUGGGAUCCCUUCGACGGACCGGGAGAGUCGAUUGAUCUAGCGUACAUGCAACAUCUAUCCGUGACCUUGCAAUGCCGCACGCAUACUACUUCAAGUUGACUUGCAUUGUUCUUCAGACGUCUCGCCCGUCUGCGCCCUGCUCAUUGGCUCAAUUCAAAAAAUAUGAGACCAUGAGCGGUCAGCAUGAAGCCGCUGGACUCCGAGUCGGAUGCGCCUGGGGACGGUCAUACACGAAGGUCUGUGUUGAUCUCCUCGCUCGAUCCCACCAGACGAAAACAUUCCGUGUCGGGACUUGUGCUGAAUCACCAAGUGCGAAAGCAAAGAACGGUCAAUUUCCGUGACGUCGACUCUCAUGGUUACAGUUACGAAGUUAUUGUCAUUCAAUUUCAGCCACGUGAUCAUCAUCGUAUCUAUAAUAAUAAAAAAGACAACCUGCGGCGUGCGCAGGACGGCUG